Messenger RNA from Canis lupus familiaris (dog), 997 nucleotides. Its product is annotated as AN1-type zinc finger protein 6-like. Gene Ontology annotation, molecular function: DNA binding; polyubiquitin modification-dependent protein binding; zinc ion binding. Lineage: Eukaryota; Metazoa; Chordata; Mammalia; Carnivora; Canidae. The record is from RefSeq and is a predicted model, not a curated record. Gene Ontology annotation, biological process: protein targeting to peroxisome.
AUGGCCUUAAGGGCACAGGUGUAUUUGGUAGAUGCUGCUUUUCAAAUGCUGAUCAACUUACAGUCUCUUGAUAUUUAUAAGGUUACCUGUCGCUGGCAAUUUUUUGCUAUCUCUUCAGACUUGCAGAAGUCUGUCUCUCUUAAACCUUUAGGCAGUACUUUUAAGAAAGAAACUAAUCACAGCCAAGUGCCUAUGCUUUGUUCCAUUGGCUGCAGGUUUUAUGGAAACCCUCGUACAAAUGGCAUGCGUUCAGUAUGCUAUAAAGAACAUCUUCAAAAAGAGAAUAGUAGUAAUGGUAGUAGAAUAAGCCUACCUGCAGCCUCUGUCACUCGGUCUGAAUCUUCGCCCGUCCAGGGCACAGACAGCAGGGCCCGGGAGGCUCAGUUACCACUAGACUCCACGUCUGCAUCUGUGCAGCCAGGCCCUGUAUCGGAUCAGUCACUUGUAUCAGAAUCCGUUGCGUCUCCCCAAAUGGACAGUACAUCUGUGGACAAAGCAGUGCCUGAGACAGAAGACCUGCAAGCUUCAGUAUCAGAUACGUCACAGCAGCCAUCUGAAGAGCAAAGCAAGUCUCUUGAAAAACCAAAACAAAAAAAGAAUCACUGUUUCAUGUGCAGGAAGAAAGUGGGACUUACUGGGUUUGAAUGCCAGUGUGGAAAUGCUUACUGUGGUGUACACCAUUACUCCGAUGUACAAAAUUCCUUUUACAAUUACAAAGCUGAUGCUGCUGAGAAAAUCAAAAAAGAAAAUCCAGUAGUUGUUGAUGAAAAGAUCCAGAAGAUUUGAAUUCCUGCUGGAAUACAAAAUCCUUUGACCAUCUGCAAACUAAAAAUUGACUUUAGGGUUUGUUUGUUUGUUUUUCCUAGUCAUUGGGAAUGUAGAGCACUGGAUCUUGCAAAGACCUUUUAAUCAUGCAUAUCAUCAGAAGAAUAGAUUUUUGUUUUUAUUUUGAAAAUGACUCUGAACAUUUAUUUCCAUUGCAGUUUCUGUGGCUAAA